Messenger RNA from Triticum dicoccoides, 2210 nucleotides. RefSeq names its product UPF0481 protein At3g47200-like. NCBI's taxonomy places the organism in Eukaryota, Viridiplantae, Streptophyta, Magnoliopsida, Poales, Poaceae. The coding region runs from base 42 to 1640 and encodes 532 amino acids. The record is from RefSeq and is a predicted model, not a curated record. The transcript is spliced from 3 exons.
CACAGUCCUCAGUUCCUCUUCCUCCCUAAGCUCGGAGCAUCAUGAGCGACUCUAGCUCCCACGGCGAUGGCGGCGGCGACACGAGGAGCGAGCCUCAGUUUGAGGUACUCAACACCGGGCUUCAUCGUAACAACGGAGACGUGAUUAAGUUUUCACUGCCAGCACAAGAACACCCUGAACUUAAUGGUGCCCUCUCCAGCAACCUCCGAACGCAUACAAGAGAUCCAGGAAAUGGCGACGUCCAUGUAGGUCCGGGCUAUUUGAUGAAAAUGUUGGAGCAGUUGUGCAGCGCAGCUCCUGCAGAACACGGUGACUCGAAGCACCAGCAACCCAUCAUGUACGUUGUUCCCGAGGAACUUAAAAACAUGGAUCAUAACCCCGGCGGAGAAUAUGAACCGGUUGCUGUUCGUCUGGGCGGGCCCAAGAUUUAUCGUCGGUGGGCAAUUCAGGACAGGGAAAGCUUGCUGAAGAUGGAAGGAUACAAAUGGAGCUGUGUGCGGCAGCUCAUCACCCGACACAAGAGCCUCUUGGAACCUGCCAGGACUCUGGUGCUACUGGACGGAUGUUUAACGAGCAUGAAACGCCGCAUGCCUCGAAUUCGGGCUUCCUACUCUCAACCCAACCUCCAAGAAAAUAAGGUGGCAGAGAUGAUGCUGCUCGACGGCUCCUUCAUCCUACAUCGCUUGCUCAAAUACGCGCGCCUCGCGAAAAUGGAAGAGGCUGGUUUAGGGUUCGACGAGGAGGAAGACGAUGAGGACUGGACUCAGGUCUACGGCAGGUGCUUUGUGUGGCAGUUCGUGACACACGACUUGCUGCUGCUGGAGAACCAGAUACCGUUCUUCGUGGUCCGGGAGCUCUUUCAGCAGCUGAGGAACGAGGACGAGCCCGAAGAGCUCCUCGUGACCGGCAGCCUCAGACUUUUCCGGCCUCUUCGUCCCCAAAGGCUGCACCGCUCACCCAUUGCUUGCGAUGACGUGCACCACCUGCUGCACCUCUUCUACCUCUCCGUCACCUUACCGGCGACGAGUGAGCGCCAGCAACAUUCUCGCCGCCGCCGAAGCGACGAGCUGCUCUCGGAGCUCCCACAGUGGAUCCCGUGCGCCAAGGAGCUUGAGGAGGCAGGGGUCCGGUUCCGGAAGAGAAAGAACGCUACGAGCUUCAUGGACGUGAGGUUCGCCCAGGGCGUCCUGGAGAUCCCGCAGCUGGAGCUCAACGACUCGAGCGAGUCGCUGUUCCGGAACCUGAUCGCGUUCGAGCAGACCUAUCCGGACACCCCGCGGGACGUCUCCACCUACGCCGUCUUCAUGGACUGCCUCAUCACCUCGGCGGAGGACAUGAGGAUCCUGGACCUGCACGGCGUCCUCGUCAGCCAUCUCAACAGCAGAAGGGUCGCCUGGCGAUUCUUCAGCGAUGUCGUCGGGCAGGUGCACUGGUCCGCCGACAACUACCUGCUCGGCCUGAUGGAUGCUGUGAAUAGGUACAGGAACCUCAGGCGGCACAAGUGGCGUGCGGCGCUUGCACGCAACUACUUCAGCAAUCCCUGGGUGACCAUGUCGGUGCUUGCGGCCCUGCUCCUGUUAGCCUUUUCCGUGCUGCAGACAUUCUUCGCUGUCUACGCCUACUUCAAGCCUCCCAAGUAAGGGUGUGGCCACUCACCCUGUUGGAUGCAUGGCGCUCUUCAGCUUGAGUCUAGAUGUGUGGUUGCCCAGUUGGUGGUGAGGUCGUGGGAACCCGCGGAGGUGGUGCUCUGCUCCCUAAUGCCCGGGCUGCCAAUCGACAUUGUCCAGUCAGCAGUACUCUGCCUUCCAACGAUACGGUGCCCUUCGAGCCAGGGCGAGAGGAUAGUGGUCCUCUUCAGAGGUAGAAGCGAUUGGUUUGUCGGUCUUGGUAUAUUCUCCAGGAGUAGGCAAGGAGGUGUUGGCUGCCGAUGUUGGUGUCUUGCUGCCCCUCACUCUGCUGCUGGUGUGGCUACUGCUCUUGGUGUAUUGGCCUUGGUGAUUUUGGCUAGGCUCCUAUUACUAUCUUGUGUUUGCCUGGUUCACUACUAGGUUAUAAGCUGCUACAGCUCUCUGUAUCUCUAUAUUUUUGUUGUUUCUUGUUUCUUUACUUUGUAUCUGCUGUGUUGUAAUCAUGGUCGGUUGAUGUUUGUUAAUUCAAACCCGGGUUAGGUUUGAGCUUUUUUAGAGGCUCGGCCGACCGACUAAGUUUUA